Monodelphis domestica (gray short-tailed opossum) is the source of this 4199-nucleotide messenger RNA. RefSeq names its product RING finger protein 112-like. Gene Ontology annotation, molecular function: GTP binding; GTPase activity. The record is from RefSeq and is a predicted model, not a curated record. Lineage: Eukaryota; Metazoa; Chordata; Mammalia; Didelphimorphia; Didelphidae.
CUCUGAUGUGGUAAAGAAGAAAGAAUUUGGAUUCUCUUCCUCGCUUGAUUCGAUGACUACUGAGCUCUACAACAUGAGGAUGAUUAAAGAUGCUAGAAAAGAGUUUGAGGACUUCAUAAAGGAACAGGAUUCUUCCACAAAGAACAUGUUUGGUGCUCUAAAGAUUCUUCCUAAAAACAUGCGGAAACGCCUCUCACAAAAGAAGGAUUUUGUCUUGGAUAAUCUCAGAAUGACUUUGAAGGGCCCAGGGAAGACACAACUUAUGAACAGCUUUGAGGAAGAGAUUCAGAAAAAAGCUGAGGACUUCCAGGAUUCCUAUAAAAUGCGUUUCUUUGGUCAGGCUUCUGCCCUGGGUGGAGUUGUGGGAGCUAGUAUCCUGGGGUUUGGUAUAGUGGGAGUUGGUGUGGCAACCGCUGUUUUUACUACUGAGGCUACAGCUUUGGCCACAGGGGCCACAGUGGGUGCCACAGCUUUUGGGGGUGGUGUGGGAGCUGGCAUUGGGGCUGCUGUGGGUAGAGCCAAAGGUGAGGAAACAGUUCCUGAAGAGGAAUGGGAAGAGCCCCUUCUCAGGGAUGAUGAAUGAAUCCUAGAGACCAGGUAGAAGGAAAAGGGGGGGGGGGCUACAUGUAAAAAUGGAGAUUUGAACCCCAGACUUAAAUCCCCAGAAGUCCUUGGCAGUUUCCAGAAUUCCCUAUAACCUCACCUGAGUGCAAGAUCACAAAUUAUUAUUUAAAGGGGAUGUACUGCCUACUGGCUCUCUCUGCUUCCACUUCUAAGCACACGAGUCUCUCAAGAUGUAGUAAGUGAAAUUGAAUGGGCUAUUCAGCCCUACUAGAUAUGUGCUUUUCUUAUUUUAUAUUUUCUUAUUUCCUUGAUUUCUAAUAAUCUUUAAUAAACCUCUAAAAAUAUAAUACUUUUAGUAGAGAAACUAAUUUAAUUUUCAUAGUUUGGCUGACCACAUUGGUUGUGACAAAAUAACCUCAAUCUUCUUAACUCUCCUAAAUCUUUUCUCUACUGUGACUAAGUUCAGCUUUUAAUAGCUACUGCCUAGAUUUUUUUUUAAGCCACAUUUCUCCAAGGUUUUUUAGCAAGCCUCUUGACUCAUCUCACUCCUGCCUGCCUGCUUCCCGACUCCCCGCUCCCAGCUCCCAACUCCUGCCUGCUCACUUGGUCCCAGACCCACCCGGCUACUGCCUUCAAUCCAGACCCAUAUUGUUCUCCCAGUCCCGAAAUGCCCAGCCCACCAACUCUGGCCUCCAAGCAGAUCGAUUAUUGCCCCAGGCCCAGGACUCACUUUCACCAGCUGGUAAAAACAGGGGUGUUUUUUCUUUAGGCUACAAUUAGCCUCCACAUGGACUGGGGGCAGGACAUCACAGUGAGGGAGAAAGAAGGAAAGAAUGAAGAGACUUUUCCAAACAGGAACUUAUAAGCAUGGCUACUUUAAAAGGAUAUCUUUUUGACUGCCCUGAUACUUUUAUUUAUAUCACCUGAGAUUCAGGAGAAAAAUUCAGCUCCCUACAAUUCUUUGGCCAAAUUUGGGAUUCCAAAAACCCACCCUCACUAUGGGAAAGCAGCUCAGUGGCUGAGUGGAUUGAGAGCCUAAAAUCUGGCCUCAGACACUUCCUGGUAGUGUGGCCCUGGGCAGGUCAUUUAACCCCCAUUGCCUACCCCUUACCAAUCUUCUGCCUUCUGAAAAUAGGCAUCUAAAUGGAUAAUUAAAAAAAAAAACACCAAGGAACUUAAAGAGACGGGAGGUUAUAUUUUUAAGGCUUUUCAGACUCCAAUGUUUUAUAAAAAUCCCUGUAUUCUAUUGCAUUUUGCUGAUUGUUUUGUUUAAGAUUUAACUUUGUGAUUUUAAGUUCAUAUAUUAAUGCAUUCAAUACUAUUCUGUUAUACUGAAUCAUUUUAAUGUACUGGGUUUUAAAUACUGUUAAAUUAUGUUGCUUUCCCCCUAUAACUACACUGAACAAACAUUGUUGAAUAAACCCAUAUAAAAAUAGAUUUUCUAUUUUUGACUUUGUUAAUUGUCACAUAGAGGAUAGAUGGACUCCAUCAGAAAAUUGCUACAUUUGUAUAACAACUGUUGGGAAAUUUAAUGAGCUAAGUAUCUCAAAUUGAUUUUAAGGGUUCUUUAGACAUGAUUUUUAGAAAAAACUUUUUUAACAAUCUCUGGUCAUUUUGCCUGCCCCUAACAGGAGGUAAGGUCCAUUUUAGUAGCUGAAGUGAAAUACAAUUAUAAUCCCCAACUCCCACAUUUAGAAAAAUGUGAACAGAAGCUGGGAAGUUAAUCCCAAUGUACCCCUGAGUGGCUCCCCAAGAAGAGGAGCAUUUAUAACUCUUCAGCUCACUUCACUUCCACCAGAAUGAUAUCUAGAAUUGUUGAUGAUGUUCUGAACCCAAAAUAAGUUUCACUUUGUUUAAAAAUGCAUUUGACAAGGUUGAAAGAUUUGCUAAGUUUGUAAAAUUGUGACAAAUAUCCAUCAGUUCAUAGGCUUUUAAAAAUUCCACACAGCAACUUAAUUUAAAUAUGAUCGUUGGUUUGUUUGUUAUUGUAAUUAACUGGACUAUUGAGAAUUUUGGGGAUAUUUAUACCUACAUACUUGUACUACUGUUCUCUAUUAAAAAAAAGCUGUUACCUUGUAAAAUUCAUUUGCUUAUACUCACAGUGGAUCAUGGCCAGAUAUGAAGAGAAAAUGGAUCUCUUUUUUUGUGAGAAAGCCUUAUAUUCUAUAUUUUCUUAGCUGACACAGUGUAUCAAUGAUUAUAAGCUACAUUUUUGAAUUUUAAAAUUUUUAUUAUUAUAUUUUUCUUGCAUGUGCAAUAUACUAUUUCAGUUUUUUAUUUUUUCUCUCCUUUUUAUAUUUGAAGCACAAGUCACCAAUAUUAAGAUUUUCUUUAACUUUUUUUAAUUUUGCAGUAUUAUAAGUUUAAAAUACAUUUGCUAUAAUGUCAAUGCAUGCCCAAAAGCUUGAGAUUGUAAAAAUGAUGCCACUAAUUGUUUAAAAAAAUUUAUGGGACUUUGCUUAAUGAUUCUGUCUGAUUCCAGGACUAGAUAUACAAAAAGAGCCAUUUCAAAGGGGCAAAGAAGCAAAGCUAAACAUUAAUUGUGCCAAAAGAGGCCACAGGUCAACAAAUAAAACAAUCCAGUAAGGAUUGAUGCACUUCUAAGCCAAUACAAAGGACUUGAACCUAGUGUGAAGACUCAAGGUUGCAACACUUAACAAACAUUAAGACGUAGGCCUUCCUUGUAUCCACACUCUUCGUGAAAAUACUUACAGAUGAGUAUCCCAAACUUGGCUCCUAACCUGGUUCCUAUAAUCUAGUCCCUUUUCCGUCUUUCAUAGUGUGGCAAACUUUCUGUAGUCUUGGCUACUGACUGGGUAAAUGCUUACUUGCUUAUAUCAUUUUAAUUGGGCUCUGAUUCAAGACCUGAUAUAGAUUUAUUUUUCCUUUACUUGGAAUUUUUACACAUUAGACUUUGAUAGUCUAUAUUUUCAUCCAGAAAUUAUCUUUUUUUAUUUGAAUUUUUCUGAUGUAUUUUUAAUUUCUCUUGCCAAUUGAUUCAUAUAUCUCAUAACUCAGCCAUGCAUCCCUAAAUGAUCCCUGUUUUUUUCAAUCACUUCCCUGAAUCCAGAAACUGAACUCUUUGGAGAAGACAUCAUGAAGAUGCCUCUAGACCACAAGCUGCAUGAGAAGAUCAAGAAUGAACUUUGGGUGUGGUUGAUUGAACAUUUAUUUGUAUGUUUACUUUCAUGCCAAAGGGGACUGCCCCCUAACUGGCUUUUUGUCAAUGCGCCUAGCAAUUAUUGGUUUUGUUCUUUUUUCCUCUUCCUCAAAUUAUUGUAAUCUUUAAGUUGAUUAUGUUUUCAUGAUCCUUUUGGGGAAACUUUUCCCAAUAGGAUCAAAUGGAGAAAUGUAAAAAUGGAGAUUUGGACUCCAGACUUAAAUCCCCAGAAGUCCUUGGCAGUUUCCAGAAUUCCCUAAAACCUCACCUGAGUGAAGAUCACAAAUUAUUAUUUAAAGGGGAUGUACUGCCUACUGGCUCUCUCUGCUUCCACUUCUAAGCACACGAGUCUCUCAAGAUGUAGUAAGUGAAAUUGAAUGGGCUAUUCAGCCCUCCUAGACAUAUGCUUUUCUUAUUUUAUAUUUUCUUAUUUCCUUGAUUUCUAAUCAUCUUUAAUAAACCUCUAAAAAUAUAA